GAUCGCCGUUGCAGGCGCAGCCCUGCUGGCCUGCAUCGGGCUCGUGGGCUCGCACGUGCAGGCUGCUCUCGGCUUCGUCGCCGCGGCACCGGCCGCGAGCGCGCCGCAGGGAGCAGCAGCCUGGCUGGUGCGGCCCGCCAGUGGGCCGUUGCGCGUUUCGGCGCCGCGGUGCGGCACAGAGUUGGGUACGGCCAGCAUGGUCGCCGCGGCGGCCGCUUUGGCCGGGACGUUGAUGGGCCGCCGUCGCGUCCAGGUGGCGACGCAGGCCUCCAGAGUGGGUUUGCCCAGAAAGUUGCAGACGGUGAAGGGGAAGAAGCCGAUCAUCCACCGCGUGAUCUUCAGGGACAUGCUCAGUAACGUGCACAAGCCCUUGAUGAAAAGGUUCAACCAAGAGGGCAAACUGAACGAGCUUGAGAAAUGGACGAAGAACAUGGCCUACGGGAAGAUGAAGUUCAGGUUCACGUCCAGGCACUUCACCGACGACCUCAACAUGAUCGACGCUGCGAUGGGCGGCAACGAUGGCGGAGCGCGCAAGGAGCCAGUCGACCACCAAGUCGGGGACCCGUAUUACGUGCGCAAGUAUAUGGAGCCCGCGAAGUUCAAGAAGCUCGAACUCGCGUCGUGGGAGAUGCCAGAAGCUUUUGCCACCAGCGUCACGCUGAAGGAGCUCAUGGAUGCGGAUAUGAUCAAGUUCUUGUAUGCGGACCACGACGGCACGCACAUCUUCGAUCUUGUCCAGACCGCCGCCUGGCUGAAUCGGGCGUGCUAUUACUGCAAGGAGGCCGCCAUGAAGGGAGCGAAUUUCAUCUUCGUGGGAACCAAGGACCAGGCCCAAGAUGCCAUCAGGAAGGCGGGGAAGCGGACGAACAGCCCGUACGCCGAUAGCCGGUUUGUCGGCGGCAUGCUGACCAAUUUCCGGUGUCGCCAAGAGAGUAUCCAGUUGAUGGAGUCCAUGGAGAAGCAGCAGGCGCAGGGCGUGUGGGAAGGCGACUCCGAGGCAGUUCGAGGAGAGAAAGAGAGGAGACUGAAGAAGCUGCAGCGCCUCUACAAGGGCAUGCAGGAUAUGGACAAUUAUCCCGACAUCGCCAUUAUCGAGUGCAGCAGCAUUGGAAUCCCUGUGAUUUGUCUGACCGACUCCAACAACAACCCGAAGAACAUCGACCUCCUCAUCCCCGGCAAUGCGUCAGGCAAAAAAUCGAUCGAACUCAUCAUCGGCAAGCUCGAGGAAGCGAUUGUAAUUGGCCAGAGCCUGAGGAAGGCAACGGCGCCAGCCGACCGUUUCGUGCACUUCAAGGCGUGGGACCCCUGGCUGUGGAGCCCGGACCGCGACCGCGUCUUCAGGCGCAGGUCCAAGCGCCAGCCAUGGCACAAGCAAGAGUUCGGCAGCUACGAGGCGCUGGUCAAAUCCAGGCCGUACGGCUUCAUCACCCCGUGCAUCCCGUACAAGAAAUGGUCGUGGAGCAUCUUCAGGAACAAGUGA
Molecule: messenger RNA, 1480 nt
Organism: Prorocentrum cordatum
Lineage: Eukaryota; Dinophyceae; Prorocentrales; Prorocentraceae
Source: the annotation of a GenBank genome assembly